Messenger RNA from Cryptomeria japonica (Japanese cedar), 660 nucleotides. RefSeq names its product ethylene-responsive transcription factor 5-like. The record is from RefSeq and is a predicted model, not a curated record. Gene Ontology annotation, biological process: ethylene-activated signaling pathway; regulation of DNA-templated transcription. Bases 1 to 660 code for a protein of 219 amino acids. Lineage: Eukaryota; Viridiplantae; Streptophyta; Pinopsida; Cupressales; Cupressaceae. The transcript has a single exon. Gene Ontology annotation, molecular function: DNA binding; DNA-binding transcription factor activity.
AUGUGCAAUCCGGCGGACAAAGCAGCAGAGACUGCACGAAUGCUGGAAAGAAUUUCUCAGUUUUUGCUUGGGGAAGAUGACUACUUUUCACCUCACUCUCUCACUACAAGCACCGCCAUUUUAGCGGAAGAGCAACAAUUCUCUGCAAUUCCAAUACACGAAGAAAGUUACUCCCAAUCCUCCCCGACUCUUUGUCCUUUGAAUGCGGUCUCUAAAUCUACAGCUAGCGGCUACAAACAUCUGUCAGAUGACAGUAAUAUGACAUUGCAGGAAGCCGCAAAUAGGCAGUGGAGAUCAGUUGGUCCGGCAGUACAAAACGAAAAGGAAGCAGAGACAGUGACGUAUAAAGAUGGAGAAAAGCAUUACAGAGGAGUGAAGAAAAUUAAAGCGGGGGGGAAAUUUGCGGCAGAGAUAAGAAACCCUGAUAAGAAGGGCGCGAGAUUUUGGCUGGGCACUUUCAGUACGGCGGAAGCUGCGGCAGCGGCAUAUGACCGAGCGGCUUUUAAAAUACGCGGUAGCAAAGCUAUUCUUAACUUUUCCCUCAAUGUUGAGUCCGGAUGUUACGUAGAUUCGCAUUCUCAAUCUUCCACUUCAUUAAGCUCGUCAAAUAAAAGGAGGAGAAUAAGCAAAGAAGAAGCGGAAUAUCCACAAAAUAAAUAG